AUGGCCCACCAAGCACACGCCUUUCAUAUAGUAGACCCAAGCCCAUGGCCCCUAACUGGAGCAACAGCCGCUCUUCUAAUAACAUCCGGCCUUGCCAUUUGAUUCCACUAUCAUACUGUUAUCUUAUUAACAAUUGGCCUAAUUCUUACACUUCUCACAAUAUAUCAAUGAUGACGAGAUGUUGUUCGAGAGGGGACUUUUCAAGGUCAUCACACAGCCCCCGUACAAAAAGGACUACGCUACGGAAUAAUUUUAUUCAUUACAUCCGAAGUCCUAUUCUUUUUUGGCUUUUUUUGAGCAUUCUACCACUCUAGUUUAGCCCCCACCCCAGAACUAGGGGGCUGCUGACCACCAACAGGUAUUGUCCCACUAGACCCAUUUGAAGUUCCACUACUAAAUACUGCAGUUCUUCUAGCCUCCGGGGUUACAGUAACAUGGGCUCAUCACAGCUUAAUAGAAGGAAACCACAAAGAAACAACUCAAGCCUUAAUUUUUACCGUCUUACUCGGCCUCUAUUUUACAGCCCUUCAAGCCAUGGAAUAUUAUGAGGCCCCCUUCACGAUUGCUGACAGUGUCUACGGCGCCACCUUUUUUGUAGCCACCGGCUUUCAUGGACUCCAUGUUAUUAUUGGCUCCACAUUCCUUCUAAUUUGUCUUCUGCGACAAGCACAAUAUCACUUUACCUCGAACCACCACUUCGGCUUUGAAGCCUCCGCCUGGUACUGACAUUUCGUUGAUGUCGUAUGACUGUUUCUCUAUGUUUCAAUCUAUUGAUGAGGCUCAU
Molecule: messenger RNA, 784 nt
Organism: Protopterus annectens (West African lungfish)
Lineage: Eukaryota; Metazoa; Chordata; Ceratodontiformes; Protopteridae
Source: the annotation of a RefSeq genome assembly